This is a messenger RNA of Vitis riparia (riverbank grape), 1242 nucleotides long. RefSeq names its product wall-associated receptor kinase-like 22. Bases 1 to 1242 code for a protein of 413 amino acids. Gene Ontology annotation, molecular function: ATP binding; calcium ion binding; protein serine/threonine kinase activity. Gene Ontology annotation, biological process: protein phosphorylation; cell surface receptor signaling pathway. The record is from RefSeq and is a predicted model, not a curated record. Gene Ontology annotation, cellular component: plasma membrane. Lineage: Eukaryota; Viridiplantae; Streptophyta; Magnoliopsida; Vitales; Vitaceae. The transcript has 2 exons.
AUGGAGUCAAACAAUACUCUUUGCCAAAAGGGAGCUGUUUGCAUUAACACAAAUGGUAGCUACUACUGCAAUUGCUCACCUGGUCACUACAGAGAUGAUGCCAAACCUAUGUAUGAGUGUGUACGCAACAAAGGAAAACUCAAGGCAGCUCUUCUUGUUUCUUCAGGAAUAGUAGUCACUCUUGUUCUUCUCACCCUACUUGCUAUUGGCUUUUGGUUGAAUCAAGAACUUGAGAUGAGAAAGAAAAGCAAACUCAAGCAGAUGUCCUUCAAGAAGAAUGGUGGUCUUCUACUGGAACAGCAAAUCUCUUCAAGUAGUAUAGGAAGUAGGGUUGAGAAAACAAAACUCUAUACCAUAGAAGAGUUGGAGAAGUCAACAAACAAUUUCAAUGCAGGUAGAGUUCUUGGAAAGGGAGGUCGUGGUAAAGUAUACAAAGGGAUGCUAUUAGAUGGAAGCAUAGUGGCCAUUAAGAAAUCAAUUGUAGUUGAUGGAAGGCAAGUCGUUGAGUUUAUCAACGAAGUUUUCAUUCUUUCACAGAUUAACCAUAGGCACAUAGUGAAACUGUUAGGUUGCUGUUUGGAGAGUGAAGUUCCUUUACUGGUUUAUGAAUACGUCUCCAAUGAUACUCUCUCCCACCAUCUCCAUAAUGAGGACCAUGCAUCAACAUUGUCUUGGGAAGAGCGCUUGCGAAUUGCAGAUGAAAUUGCAGGAGCCCUAGCAUAUUUACAUUCAUAUGCUUCUACAGCUAUCCUUCAUAGGGAUAUCAAGUCUAGGAACAUACUGCUGGACGAGAACUUCAGGGCUGUGGUUUCUGAUUUUGGACUUUCAAGGUCAAUUGCCCAUGAAAAAACACACUUGAGCACAUUAGUGCAGGGCACAUUUGGUUACUUGGAUCCAGAGUAUUUUCGGUCGGGUCAGUUUACAGACAAAAGUGAUGUAUACGGGUUUGGGAUGAUUCUUGCUGAACUUCUCACGGGUGAAAAAGUGAUUUGUUCUAGUAGAUCUGAAGAGAGUCUAGCAAUUCAUUUUAGAUUGGCAAUGAAACAAUAUUUCCUGUUUGAAAUUCUAGACAAGGUGAUAGUGAACGAAGGUCAGGAAAAGGAGAUUCUUGCUGUUGCUAAAAUUGCUAAGAGAUGCCUGAAGUUGAGUGGGAAGAAAAGGCCAGCCAUGAAAGAAAUAGUAGCAGAUCUCCACCAAUUGAGGAGGACUAUGAAGCAGCCAUCACUUAAGCAGACCUGCUAG